Molecule: messenger RNA, 4261 nt
Organism: Ctenocephalides felis (cat flea)
Lineage: Eukaryota; Metazoa; Arthropoda; Insecta; Siphonaptera; Pulicidae
Gene: Tusp
Product: tubby-related protein 4
Exons: 19
Coding region: 276-4055 (1259 amino acids)
Molecular function (GO): protein binding
Source: RefSeq, a predicted model, not a curated record
UUACACAAACCGCGUAAAGCUCUUAGGAGCACUUGCGACUUGAAAGUUCGGUGACUUGAUAGCAUCACGGAGCUUUAGUUGUAUCGUCAUGGCUUAAAGUUGUCUCGGAAUUACAUCCUUUUUAUUCACAAACGUAAAAAGCGCUCAUAAAAAUUUCAGUGGUUACCGUUAUGGCUUGAACUUUGAAAUGUGCUGUAUCGUUUUUCGACAGAGAUUAACGUAAAAACGUAAAAUCUCGUGAAAAAAUCAAGCAGAAUAAAAAAUAAGCGAGGAAAAUGCAUUUACAUUUCGAAAGGAACAAUACGAGGUGCGACUGCUCCAUUUUGUCGCUCUCGUGGAUGGGAACGGUGCCGGAUGAUAUACCUGAGCAUGAAGAUUGGAUGUUAAAUCGCCAGCAUUACUAUGAAGACGGUUGGCUGGCUACGGCCAACGUUCGAGGUGUGGUUGGUGUCACCUAUACCACAAGUAACACUGGCAAAAAGUCUGAUCAUCCAGUAAGAACUAAUUACAAUUUGAGAGGACAUAGAGCUGAUGUCGUCAUGGUGAAAUGGAACGAGCCUUAUCAGAAAUUGGCCUCUUGUGACAGUUCUGGAGUAAUAUUCGUCUGGAUCAAAUACGACGGCAGAUGGUCCAUUGAACUGAUAAAUGACCGAAGUACCCCAGUUACUCAUUUUUCAUGGUCCCACGAUGGAAGGAUGGCUCUAAUUUGUUACCAGGAUGGUUUUGUACUGGUUGGUUCCGUAUCAGGCCAACGUUACUGGUCGUCCAUGCUCAAUCUGGAUGCCACCAUAAAUUGUGGAAUGUGGACACCAGACGAUCAGCAGGUCUAUUUCGGGACAGAUACUGGUCAGAUAAUUGUUAUGGACGUUCAUGGUGCAAUGGUAUCUCAGGUGCAACUUAGUGCCGAAGUUGGAAUUGUCGAAAUGGUCUGGUCGUGUGAACGAUUUAAAAUGGAAGAUGAGGACGAUGAAAUUGAAUCUGGGAAAAGUAAACAACAGUAUGUCCUUGCCGUCAGCCUCCAAUCAGGGUCUGUUUACCUUUUGAAAAGUUUCGAUGACGUAUCACCAGCCCAUAUAGAAACAGGUCUGGCUGGAGGACCAGGUCUGAUAAUGGAGUGGAGCAACUCGAAACGUUUGCUUGCAGUUGCUGGUACUUUAAUUAGCGGUCCACCUAAUUGCAAUGGCGGUGGACCAUUCAACAACGUUUUGAAAUUUUAUACUGACAGCGGAAAUUUACUCUAUAGUGCUAGAAUUCCUCAUGAUCAGAGUCCUGUAUCAGCCAUGACUUGGGGUCAUAAUGACCUACGAAUAUUUGUUGCGACCGGUUCAAGAGUGCACGUGGCUUGUGUUCAAACUGGAGGAAUGGCUAGUCUUCAACUUCUUUGUGGUCUCCGUGUUCAAAACUGUAUCAGAAGUGAAGCUCAAUUGGCUAAAUUGCAAUUACCACAAGCCGUCAGAAACCCCAUUGAAAGAUUAUUUUCGCCAACGAUAAGAUGUUGCGUUCCAGACAGCACAGAAAUUCGAGAGUUUGUGUCUAGACCUCCUAGCUCUUCCACACGUUUACAUUGUACCAUGAUCAGACAUGAUAAUGAUUUAGUACCAGCACCUUCUCAAAAUAGUGGAACUUGCUAUACAUUGUACCUUGAAUAUUUAGGUGGUCUUGUUCCUCUUCUAAAGGGUAGGCGAACUAGUAAAAUUAGACCAGAAUUUGUGAUAUUCGAUCCGCAACUUUGUGAUUCAGAUCUUCAUUUAUCAUCAUCCAGCCGCUCAGGUUCUUCUCCAAAUCGUCGACCUAUUAGAUCAGAUGACACUUCUGACGACAGUUCUGUGGAAGAAGGCUGUGGUGGAUCUCCAAGAGCCCCAAGACGUAUGAGACGGCGAAGGAAAAGAGAACAAGCUGCCAGAAGUAGACGCAGGAAAAGAGCAGGAUUCUCUGAUGAAUGUAAUCAGGAUUCUGAAUUGGUGUACACUGAUACAUUACCUGAGGAAACCCGUUUAGUAGAAGUAACAUCUAACAUUUGGGGUACAAAGUUUAAAAUACACGGACUUGCAUCGACCGUUCCCGCUAAUUUAGGACAAGUUACGUAUAAAACAUCACUUUUGCAUUUGCAACCGAGGCAAAUGACUUUAGUAAUCACGGAAUUAAGAGACGAUUUUCCAAUAGCACCAGACCCUAAUUAUAAUCCUAAUUUAUUUUCUGAAGACGAAGAAGAAAUUAGUGCAACAUCUAGAAUUCAGCAACAUCAGACUGCUGUUUGUGUAGAGACAAGUUUAACGAGCUCACUUGCUUCAAGCACGUCUCAACAACCUGUUAUUGCUCCAAUGACGCCAAGAUCUGGAAGAUUUUCUCGGUCGAAAAAGUCUAAUAUGCAACAACCUCAAACACAAAUACAAAACCCAAAUCCAGUGCAGCCCUGGCGAGAGCAGAGUCGUAUGAGGACGAGUUUCCGUAUGUCGAUAUUUCUGAAAUGUGUAAUAUCCCAUCCACAAACUUUGCCCUAUCAUGUGCCAUCAUAUCCAAGACAUAGCGGUGUUUCACCACUAUGCUGUGAAGGUUCCGUACCAAGUUUGCAAUCGCCUAGAAAUGCAGUGGCUGCGAGCGAUACAAUUUUUGAUAGACCUGCCGCUGAAAGUCCACAGCAGCAGCAAAUGAUUGUGAAAAAUUGUACCCGCUACUACUUUGAUGUCUGCUGGCUCCGAGAAAUUAAAUCCAAACCAUCCGAUGUAAUUAAAUUUAUCGACGAAGAAUCACCUCUUGAACCACAACCUCCAGGCAUACCAGCACAUUCGUAUUCGCCUUCCACAAAUGGUGGUAAUCCUAGCAGUUUUGCCAUCAAUCGAUCAGGCAUUCCACGUGUUCCCACAGCUUUAUCAAUAGCACCAUUAGCCAUGGUUAGAAGUUGCAGCGCUGGUUUUCUGGACGCCGGACUGAUGACUGCAAGAAGAGAAGCUCCUAAGCGUUUAGUAUUGAUCGAUAAAGAAAAAAGACGAUCAAGAAAACCUGCAGAUGCAGAUGUUGCAAAUCCAAGUUUUGAAAGAAAAUGUGUAAAAUUGAAAUGUUCGGGUAAAUCAAGGUCUUUGGACUCUAGUGACAUUUUUUCAAAUAGUAGAUCUUCCCAAAGAAGUGAACAAUGUGCUGUGACCAGUAAGGAUGAGAAAUCUUUAGAGAACGAUAAAAUAGAUUCUGGAAGUGGUGAUUAUGCGUCGAUCGCUGAUAUGAUUUCUGGUGGACCAAUUGAUAUUCCCAAAGAACGAACUACAACUGAGACGGCCAAAUUAAGUUUUUUCACAAAUUCUUCGCAUUCGGACACGUUGAGCAGUUCCGUGCCUACUACUAGUUAUGAAAGAAGAAGCUCUUCUUUGAAGAGAAGUAGCAAGAAAAAAUCAUGUUCUGCUUGUAAAAGUCAACCAAAGGGUACAUUGGAACUAUUAUUAGCUAGAAUGAGGGACUUGGAAUCGGCUGUGCCAAGAUGUCAACAUUCAAGUAACCAAAGCAAUAGACAUUUACCGCAUAGUUCACCAUCUUCGCCAGCUCCAAGUAAAAAAGGCAAACGAAACCAGUCUGCUUCUCCAAUAAGAAAACAUAUAUUAAAUUCUCCAUUGCUAAAUCGAAGACGUCGUAAAAGCAGAAAUACAGAAAGUUCAGACGACGAAAUUAACGCAAAUGGUGCCUUGCAAAUUAAUGGUAGUGGUGGUCGCAAUUACAGGGAUUUAGAAACAUUCCAAAAAGCUCAAUUAAGACAAAAGUUGAAACGUGGUAAAAUUGAGCCGAAUGGUAAUAACUUUGGGUCUCCUCCUGCUCCUUUGAGAAGAGAAUUUGUGAUGCACAAUAAAGCACCAAUGUGGAAUGAAAAUAGUCAAGUAUACCAACUUGAUUUUGGUGGAAGAGUUACCCAAGAAUCUGCGAAAAACUUCCAGAUAGAAUUUCGUGGAAAACAGGUGAUGCAGUUCGGUCGCAUCGAUGGAAACGCAUACACCUUAGAUUUUCAGUACCCAUUUUCGGCUCUCCAAGCGUUUGCAGUCGCCUUAGCCAACGUUACUCAAAGGCUAAAGUAGAAACCUACAUAUUUAUCAUUCACAAUACUUUAAAAAAUCAUAAAUAGUAAAAUAUUUCUCAUUGCUUCAUUUGUCAUUAGAAUUAUACAUACUGGGAACCGAGAAUUUAUAUUUUCUAUAUACAACGUAAACCCAUAUCAGAAGUCUUAAUGCACAUUUAGUAUACCGAUAUUUUAUUUCAACAUUUAAUAACAUUUUAUCUUAAU